AUGGAGUCAUCAUCAAUCAAGCUAUUAUCUACAACUCAGGUCAUCUUAUCAUCCGGACCUGAUUGGAAGCUAUGGAUCAAUCAAAUCCGAACCCUUGCGGAAUGCCAUCAAAUCUGGGAAUAUAUCGAUCCGGAUUCCGAAAACAGGCCUACAAAGAAAGCGCCUACCGAGCCAACAAUCCAAAUGGUGAAAGAAAAUGCGCCAGCAGAUGCCAGCAUCACCAUCCUCAACGACGACGAAUACAAGACGUACGAACGAUUGACAAAACAAUACACUAUCAAUGAAAAAGCGCACAACAAGCACGCCACUGCCCUCUACGCGAUCCAGACAAAAAUCAACGAAUCCGUAGUCGUUGCACUACAAUACUACUACACCGGAAAACCCGUAUGCGAAUGGCUGCAAAUCCUUAGGAACGCUAUUGCCCCAUCAGAUCAAAAUCGGAAACUACGAGUCGCUGCGCAGUACAACAGGCUACUAUCACCACCAAGGAAUCAGAACAUCGACGUUUGGAUGGCUAGUUUCUUACUAGCUUACAACGCUGCCAAGGAAGAGAAACUACCUGAUGUCUCUGGAGACCGAGCAGUGCACAACUUCCUACACGUAGUAUCUACGUUGCAGCCCGAAUUCACAACCUACUGGAAACAGAAGGUCCAGAAUGCGUUGGCUAAGAAUAAACCA
Mytilinidion resinicola is the source of this 678-nucleotide messenger RNA. RefSeq lists its product as uncharacterized. The record is from RefSeq and is a predicted model, not a curated record. The transcript has a single exon. The annotation marks the transcript as partial. NCBI's taxonomy places the organism in Eukaryota, Fungi, Ascomycota, Dothideomycetes, Mytilinidiales, Mytilinidiaceae.